AAAAUGCUCGCUUUCUUUCUAUAAGGAAACGAUAAUUAUUACCUCUGCCCCUCGUCGUAGGGAUAGGCAUGGCACUGAGCUUCUCCAUUAAUGCUGCAAUUUUACCUCAACAUCACGGAAAAGUGAGUGAUAGGAACAGCAGAUGUCUCAAUAAUGUCAAAAAUCUUCUACAGAAGAUAAAGGUUUCUUCAACGGUAUCAUCUCCUCAAGAAUCACUUCAAAACGGCAAUUGGGUCAAACUUAUUUGUGGUGCAAGCUUUGAGGAUGCUGUUGAUAUCAGGAAUCUUUCUCUGGUUUAUACUUUGGCUGGAGUUGAUUGCAUUGAUUGUGCUGCUGAUGAAUCCAUAAUCAGCGCUGUGAAUGAAGGAAUAGAAGCUGCUAGAGAUAUUAUGGAUAUUCGUAGGCCUUGGAUUAUGAUUAGUGUUAAUGAUGAUGAAGAUCUUCAUUUUCGCAAAGCAGAAUUUGAUCCAGAGGAUUGUCCAUCGGACUGUUCAAGGCCCUGUGAGAAUGUUUGUCCUGCGGAUGCAAUAUCGUUAGAGGAAGUAAAAUCAACAGCAAAAUUUCCCUAUGGUACCAAUAUGAAGAGUGGAGUCAUAACUGAACGAUGUUAUGGUUGUGGCCGCUGCUUUCCUGUAUGCCCCUAUGAUAAAAUAAGAGCGGUCACAUACGUAAGAGAUGCUGCUGCUACUGCUGAACUUCUGAAGAGAAAUGAUGUUGAUGCAAUAGAGAUACAUACAAGUGGAAGGCAGAUGGCUCCCUUCAAGGAGCUUUGGGAUGGUUUGGGAACCUCACUGAGAUACCUGAAACUAGUGGCAGUUAGCUUACCUUAUUCUGGGGACUCAACUGUUUCUUCUAUGAACACUAUGUACUUGAUCAUGAGACAUCAGCUGAAUUGUCUCAAUCUAUGGCAGUUUUAUUCUCUAAUAAUGCAUGUUGCCUGUGAAUCAAAGUUGGAUGGUCGCCCCAUGAGUGGAGAUAUUGGUCGGGGUGCAACAAGGGAAUCGAUUGCAUUUGCUGUUCGUUUGGCUGCUGCCAAAGACAGGCCUCGUGGUUACUUUCAAUUGGCAGGCGGUACAAAUGCUCACACGGUGGAUGGAUUAAGAAAACAGGGGAUUUUCCAAACAGUAUCAAUUACCGAAGAUAACAAAUCAGCAGCAUCGCCAUAUAAUUCACGGCAUGCUUUAAUUGGCGGGAUAGCUUAUGGUGGGUAUGCACGCAAGAUUGUUGGAAGGGUCUUGAGAUCCAUGCAAUGUAAGGACGAGGUUCCUCGUAUUGAGGAUCAUCCCGUGCAUCUCUUAGAGGCAGUAAAAGAGGCCCUUAAUUUGGUUGGAACAGUUAAAUGUUAUGAUUUCUUCUCCAAGGAAAGCUGAUACAGUUUGGUUCCUGUCUGAAUCCUCAAAUUUUUCUCCAAAAGCUAUCAAUUCAUGUGGUUUUAAAGGCCCUUUCUGUGUUGCUAAGGGAGAUAGAAUAGGCUGGAUUGAAGGGGAAGUCUACGUAUACAUAAUUGCAAAGGACAAAAGAAUUUUCAGGUAGACACUUAAACACUGAGCUAUUUAUUGUAUUUCACACUUUGAAAUACCGUUUCAUAUAGUAUUUAAAAGAAUAUUUUCAAUAAUAGCUGUUAGAAUUAUAGGAAAUAUAGCACAUGAGAAUAAAAUUGUGCAGAUUGGCAGACCUCCAUGAAUCUUUAGUAACAUGGUUGAAAAUUCUGAACUGUGAUUAAUUUGAGCUACAUAAUGAUUCUUGAUUCUUGACAAAAUUCACACUUCCUCCGUCUCAAAUUGAUAGACAAUACUAAUUUCCACUAUUCUUAUCUCAAAUUAUGGACCCUCAUUUGUUACUUGAAUGAUUAAUUGUCAUUUUUAUUCUCAUUAACUGUAUUAGAAUUCAUUAAAGAAACAAAAGAUUCUAAAAGAAAAAAGUUACUAUUACAUCAAAAACGGACAAGUGUGUUUUUUUAUAUAUAAUUAAAUGAAACCAUUUUGUCUAGAUAAAUUGAUUUUUAUUAAUAAUUAUAUGAGACGGAGUAAUUUGCAAGGAUUUGAACUAAAAAUUUGGUGGUUGCCUGUUGGAUGACAACCUAAUGUGAUUUGUACCGGGUCCUCUUCCUUCUGAAAAUAUUAAUUUCUAAAGGCAGAUUGGACAUUUUUUUUGUUUCUUUAAACACAUAGUCAGAUUGGACUUCAUGUAUUGUAAAUGGAGCACCACUCUUUAUUUAUGUAUUUCACCUGUUUAAUUUAUAUCUUUCAUUUAUUUAUUAA
This is a messenger RNA of Mercurialis annua (annual mercury), 2261 nucleotides long. RefSeq lists its product as uncharacterized. The transcript has 13 exons. Bases 69 to 1370 code for a protein of 433 amino acids. The record is from RefSeq and is a predicted model, not a curated record. NCBI's taxonomy places the organism in Eukaryota, Viridiplantae, Streptophyta, Magnoliopsida, Malpighiales, Euphorbiaceae.